Oreochromis aureus is the source of this 7693-nucleotide messenger RNA. RefSeq names its product zonadhesin-like. Bases 281 to 7153 code for a protein of 2290 amino acids. The record is from RefSeq and is a predicted model, not a curated record. Lineage: Eukaryota; Metazoa; Chordata; Actinopteri; Cichliformes; Cichlidae. Gene Ontology annotation, cellular component: membrane. Gene Ontology annotation, molecular function: protein binding. The transcript has 33 exons.
AUGCCUUGAUGCUCUGCUGUCCUCUUUCUCCUCCCACUGCUGAGGUUACCUGGUCAGGUGGUCGUAGCAAAAGGGAUAAAUACCUAAACCCAAAGCUCUAUUUUGAGAACAGGACGAAAACUACAGGCUUGCGCUCGCAUUCAAACAGUCGCUUAAGCUGUGCUUCCACCAAAAGGCUUAACAGCAGUUACUGCUCAUCAUUCAUUCUUCAACUCAUCAAAGAGAAAAAGAGUUUUAGCAACAGGAGAGCAGCCGAGAGGUUGCUAUUAAAGGAUCAGCUAUGCUUGGAGGCAUACGCACAGAUUUGGUGGUCACAGUGGCUGUUCUCUUUCUAACUCAGACAGGGACUCAAUGCAGAGCUGAAAAUGACUUCCUAUUAGUUACUUUACCAGAGUGGAGGGCACAUUCAGAAUACGUUAUACAGUGUUUUGAUGACAGACGUGCCAAUCUGAACUGUGACUGGACGGCGAGUGAAAAAGGAGCAGGGGAUUUUGCAGUGAAUGUUUCAGAGAGUGGUCCACUAGGGAUUGAGGGCAAGGCUUGUCUAGAGUUCUGGUACCUUGUCCCAGUUGCAGCUAAUGGGUCUGAACUUCGUGUCUUGCUAAAAAACAGCGUUGGUUCAGUAGAAAUCUGGACCUCUCCUGCUCUUCCUCAGAACGCAUGGAGGCAAGCGUUUGUGCCCCUGAACAUCACUGAGCCUGGGUCUCAGGUUGUGUUUGAAGCGGUUCAAGGAUUGUCCAUAGAGAAAGAGAUCACAUUUAAACAGAUAGGUGUAAGAAAAGGCUCCUGUGGACAACAGUGUGAAUCGAACACAGAGUUAUGGACAGAUGUGACCACCCGCUGCCUCUGUUCUGCCGGCCAGCUCUCCUGCUUUCCCUCUCAGUGCCCUAAAGGCCAACUCUGUGGUCCUCAAAGAGGAGGCCCCAAUGGGACUUCUACCUUUGGGAUGUGCACUAUACACAGUCACGCGGACGGCAGCACUUUUGAUGGAGUAUUGUUCCGCUUCACGACCGCCUGCACUUAUGUUCUGGCUAAGACCUGCUCACCCACUGAAACCCUGCCCAUGUUCACUGUGGAAGUGGUCAAUGAGCAGAAUGAUAACACAUCUCUGCCACAGGUCCAGAAGAUCAAUAUUAACAUGAGGAUUUACAGGGUGUCUCUGCUCAAAAGCCAAACAGACCGGGUUGUGGUUAAUGGGAUCUGGAGGAAGCUUCCACUUAGCCUUAACAGCGGCACUGUCAAUAUCAGGAGCAACCCUGCCACUAUUGUGCUGGCAACCACUUUUGGUCUUACAGUCUCAUUUGACAGCACUGGUGUGGUCCACGUCACCCUGCCAUCAACCUAUUCUGAUAAAGUCUGUGGCAUGUGUGGCAACUUUAACAACCACAAAGAAGAUGACUUUGGGAACCUCAAUGCACAAAAUGCAACAGCUUUGGCUGAAAGCUGGCAGACUGGGGAACCUGCCUCCUCCUGUGAAACCAUUCUAUUCCCUCAGUGUGACCCAGUGGAGGAGGCAGAGUAUGCCAGCAAGCAGUACUGUGGAGGCUUAUUCUCUACUACUGGUCCCUUUGCUGACUGCUUAUCAGUUGUAGGGGCAGACAGCUACAUCAGAGGCUGCGUGUUUGGCAUGUGUUCUACUCGUGGUGACCCAGCCGUGCUAUGUGAGACGCUACAGGUGUAUACUGAUAUCUGCAAUAAAGCUGGCAUUGCAGUACCCAUGUUGAGGAACUCCACACUCUGCCCCAUACAGUGCGGUGAGAACAGCCACUAUAACUCAUGUGCUGAUGGCUGUCCCGAGGUGUGCUCCAAUCUGGAUAUAGCUGGCUCCUGUGGAAGCUGUGUGGCAAGAUGUGAGUGUGAUUCUGGCUUCAAGCUCAGUGGGGAAAAGUGUGUCCCAGCAGAAGACUGCGGGUGCUGGUAUAAUGGAAAACACUAUGAGAAAGGAGAAACACUGGUGGAAGGAGAUUGUGUGCAACAGUGUCAGUGCAUGGGUAAUAACAAUGUGCAGUGCACUCAAAUGCAAUGUGCAGACAAUGAAGUUUGUAAGGUUAAAGACGGGGUCAAAGGCUGCUUCCUUUUCAAACCCACCACCUGCAGUGUGUACGGUGAUCCACACUACAUCACCUUUGAUGGGCUGGCAUAUGACUUUCAAGGGGGCUGCAGUUACAUAUUGACCACCACAUGCGGUGGAGGAAGCUCAGUCCAGUUCACAGUAUCUGGACACAACACCCAUCCCCCCCUUCAGAACUUCACCAGAUCCAAGCUUCAAGCCGUGGCUCUCCAAGUCGAGGAUCUGUAUCUCAUCUUGAAUCAAAGCGGAGAGGUCUAUGUCAAUUAUAAACAAGUUCAACUGCCGUAUUCAACCAAAGGGACAUAUGGCUCAGUAUGGGUGUAUGUGAAGAAUAAUCAUAUCAUCUUGGAGACAACCUUUGGCCUCAAAAUGCAGAUAGAUGGAGAGAACAGACUGUUUCUGCAGGUGGAUGAGCACUACAAGUAUGAACUGUGUGGACUGUGUGGCACUUAUUCUGGAUACCAGGACGAUGACUUUGUAACUCCAGGAGGCCAAAACGUGUCAGAAGCGUUCGAGUUUGGUGACAGCUGGAGGGUCCCAAACAACUCUGAAUGUUUAGCUCGUCCAAACAAUCCAAGACUCUGUGAUAAGGAUGAGAAGGAUACAGCCUACAAUGAGUGUUCAGUGCUGUUUGGCAGUGGUUUCAUGCCCUGUCAUGAACACAUUCACCCAAGCAUCUACCUCAAUAGUUGUGUGUAUGACUACUGUGCUACGAGCGGCGACCAACACACACUCUGUGAAUCUCUGAAGUCCUAUGCAACAGCAUGCCAGGUUUCAGGAGUUGAACUUCCAAACUGGCAGACUGGCACAGCCUGUGAAGACCUCUCUACCUCAACAGCUCCUCCAACAACUGCUUCUCCAACACCAGAUCAGACUUUUUGUCCCUUGAACUGCAAUUUCGAAAAAGAUCUGUGUGGGUGGGAGCAGCUUAUGCAGGACACUUUUGAUUGGACGAAACACUCUGGACCCACACCAACAAAUUUAACAGGUCCAAACCAAGACCACACCACUGGAGCUGGUUUCUACAUGUACCUUGAGGGAGACAGUGUAACUCAUGGAGACUCUGCCCGUUUGAUGAGCUCGGCAUGUAAUUUUAACGGACCACUCUGCCUGUAUUUCUGGUACCAUAUGUAUGGUUCAGCCACAGCCAUGGCUCUUAAUAUCUACCUGCUGAAAGACAGUAAAACUACAAAGCUCUGGUCCAUGAUGGACAACCAGGGACCAGAAUGGCAUCUGGGAAGAGCUGAUGUCAAAGUCUCUGGUCCAUUCCAAAUUAUAAUAGAAGGAAUUCGAGGCUCUAAUUAUCAGUCAGAUGUGGCCAUAGAUGACAUAUCUAUCCAUUUUGGCUCAUGUUCAGAUGGUUUUCCAGUCCUGGGAAGUGGAACUAAGCCUUCUACUACAACUACAGAAAUGCUUCCCUUACACCAAAUCUGCAAUCUUGACUGCAACUUUGACAGCAACCUUUGUAGCUGGAACCAGAUGAUUACAGAUGCUUUUGACUGGACCUGGCAAAGAGGUUCUACCCCCACAUUGAUGACAGGCCCCUCUGCUGACCACACUGGGGAUGGCCACUAUCUGUACAUUGAAGCCAACAGUGCAACGUAUGGAGACACAGCUCGUCUUAUCAGCUCUGAGUGCUCUGACUCUGGACCUCAGUGUCUGCAGUUCUGGUACCAUAUGUACGGCACAGCAGAUACAAUGGGUCUCCAUGUUUACCUGCUCCAAAACAGAAUAGCCAGUCAGAUUUGGAGGAAGCAGAAUGACCAAGGAAAUAUGUGGCACCUGGCUCAGGUGGACAUUGAACCAACCACAGCUUUUCAGAUCAUUAUUGAGGGGCGCAGAGGAUCCAAUGAUCAGUCAGAUGUGGCCAUAGAUGAUUUGAAGCUUUAUCAUGGCCACUGCUCAGAUCUGGUAGGUGGCAUUACAACGCAAUCAGCUAGACCUGAUCUUAAUGCUACAGCGCCCCCAAGUGUUCCUGUCCAAACUACUGCAGCUCCACAGCCUCCUAUGGUUACUACUACCUUCCAACCACCGAUGAUAAAUAUCACUGUGCCUCCCAUAGUGGAGGAAACAACCAACUUAAUUAAUAAGAACAAUGUUACUGAAGCUCCAGAUAACCGGCCACCUCUGCAGCCAGUCUGCCAACUCCACUGUAAUUUUGAGCAAGAUUUAUGUCAGUGGAAUCAGUUGAUCACAGACGCUUUUGAUUGGACAAGACAGAGUGGCUCCACUCCUACUAUCAAUACAGGACCUUCUACAGAUCACACCACAGGAGGUGGCCACUAUCUUUACAUUGAAGCCAACAGUGCAACGUAUGGAGACACAGCUCGUCUUAUCAGCUCUGAGUGCUCUGACUCUGGACCUCAGUGUCUGCAGUUCUGGUACCAUAUGUACGGCACAGCAGAUACAAUGGGUCUCCAUGUUUACCUGCUCCAAAACAGAAUAGCCAAUCAGAUUUGGAGGAAGCAGAAUGACCAAGGAAAUAUGUGGCACCUGGCUCAGGUGGACAUUGAACCAACCACAGCUUUUCAGAUCAUUAUUGAGGGGCGCAGAGGAUCCAAUGAUCAGUCAGAUGUGGCCAUAGAUGAUUUGAAGCUUUAUCGGGGCCACUGCUCAAAUCUGGUAGGUGGCAUUACAACGCAAUCAGCUAGACCUGAUCUUAAUACCACGGCGCCCCCAAGUGUCACUGUCAUAACCACUGCAGCUCCACAGCCUCCUAUGGUCACUACUACCUUCCAACCACCGAUAAUAAAUACCACUGUGCCUCCCAUAGUGGAGGAAACAACCAACUUAAUUAAUAAGAACAAUGUUACUGAAGCUCCAGAUAACCGGCCACCUCUGCAGCCAGUCUGCCAACUCCGCUGUGAUUUUGAGCAAGAUUUAUGUCAGUGGAAUCAAAUGAUCACAGACGCUUUUGAUUGGACAAGACAGAGUGGCUCCACUCCUACUAUCAAUACAGGACCUUCUACAGAUCACACCACAGGAACGGGAGGUGGCCACUAUCUGUACAUUGAAGCCAACAGUGCAACAUAUGGAGACACAGCUCGUUUUAUCAGCUCUGAGUGCUCUGACUCUGGACCUCAGUGUCUGCAGUUCUGGUACCAUAUGUACGGCUCAGCAGAUACAAUGGGCCUCCAUGUUUACCUGGUCCAAAACAGAACAGCCAAUCAGGUUUGGAAGAAGCAAAAUGACCAAGGAAAUAUGUGGCACCUGGCUCAGGUGGACAUUACAGCAACAGAAAAUUUCCAGAUUAUAUUUGAAGGACGAAGAGGUUCGAAUACUCAGUCUGAUGUGGCAAUAGAUGAUGUUUCACUUCAUCGUGGGCGCUGUGCAGAACUGGUCAAUCCGACAACAACUACAACUCAGUCAAAGCCACAAACGACAGCUAGGCCACAACCAUCAACCACAACUCAACUAAAGCCGGAAACAACAGCUGGGCCACAACCAUCAACCACAACUCAACUAAAGCCGGAAACAACAGCUGGGCCACAACCAUCAACCACAACUCAACUAAAGCCGGAAACAACAGCUGGGCCACAACCAUCAACCACAACUCAACUAAAGCCGGAAACAACAGCUGGGCCACAACCAUCAACCACAACUCAACUAAAGCCGGAAACAACAGCUGGGCCACAACCAUCAACCACAACUCAACUAAAGCCGGAAACAACAGCUGGGCCACAACCAUCAACCACAACUCAACUAAAGCCGGAAACAACAGCUGGGCCACAACCAUCAACCACAACUCAACUAAAGCCGGAAACAACAGCUGGGCCACAACCAUCAACCACAACUCAACUAAAGCCGGAAACAACAGCUGGGCCACAACCAUCAACCACAACUCAACUAAAGCCGGAAACAACAGCUGGGCCACAACCAUCAACCACAACUCAACUAAAGCCGGAAACAACAGCUGGGCCACAACCAUCAACCACAACUCAACUAAAGCCGGAAACAACAGCUGGGCCACAACCAUCAACCACAACUCAACUAAAGCCGGAAACAACAGCUGGACCCCAGCCCACAAUAAAUAAACCGCAAUCUACAACAGCAAGACCGCAACAAACAACCCUGCCGGUACCAACACCCUCUUGCCCACGGUAUAGUCACUCUACCACUUGUGUCCCUGCAUGUAGUCCAACCUGUUUAUUCUUGAAUGGCCCACCACAUUGUAGUGACAAUGGGGUUUGUGUUCCUGGGUGUGUGUGCGAUGAUGGCUUUGUCAUGAAAAUGAAGAUUUGUGUGCCUCUGGAACGAUGUGGCUGUGUGGACAAGAAUGGCACCAAACACCAAUUCAAUGAACAGUGGUACGCAGAUCACUGCAGUCAGAAAUGUGAAUGUGAGGAGGAUGACGGAAUAGGAAAGAUUGACUGUGAUGAUGAAGACGAGUGUGAUGGAAAUGCUGUCUGCCUUCAAAAUCAAAAGGGCAAUUACUACUGCCAGUCUACAGGCUUCGAUGAGUGUACUAUCAAGAAGGACCCUGAAUAUAGAACAUUUGAUAAAAUGAAGCAUGACUUUGAGGGUGAAGACUCUUACGUGCUGGUGAGGACCAGCAACUUGCCAAACAACCUUCCAGACGUCUACAUUGAAAGCAUCAACACGCCCGUCUUAGAUCAGGGCGGUGAUAGUCAGCAUGAAAAUGACAGCAGCAGUGAAGAAGAGCAGAAUAGCAAGGACGAUGAUGAUGAUGACGACGACGAUGAUGAUGAUGACGACAGCAAAGAACAUGAUGAACACCACAGAUUACAAGAGCUUAAGAUCAGAGUGUACAAUCACACUAUGGAGUUCAAGAAGAAUCGGAAACUGAUCGUGGAUGGAAAGCCAACUGAUACGCCCGUCUCAGUGACUGGUGGUCUAAAGAUCUGGAAGCGUUCCUCUCAUAUCUACCUGCAAACUGAUUUUGGCUUGUCAGUCGCGUUUAAUGGACACCAUUCAGCAGAGAUUACUCUACCACACAUUUAUAGAAGCAAGGUGGGAGGCCUGUGUGGAAACUUUGAUGCUCAGAAAAACAAUGACAGGAUGAAGCCAGAUGGUACCAUAGCCAGAAGCACUCAAGAGUUUGGAGAAAGCUGGAGAGUGUGAAUGCCAGAUGAAACACUGUCUUUGAAUGUGGACGGGUUUAAUCACUAUCAGUUACAUAAAACUCCACAUGGAUAAAUAAGAACAGAUGAUUGUAAUGAUUUUGUUUUUUUCUUCUUUAGCCAGCAAGUGUUGUCUUUAUCUAGCUUUUUAGGAUUAUGUUUUCUGAAUAUCAACAAAUCUAUUUUCCCAUGAAUUCUUUAGAUACUUAUCUCUUUCUUAUUAUUUCUACGUAUAUUUGAUAUAAUCUUUGUACUCUACAUAAUUAUCUCUCUAACUAGACUGUUUAUAACUAUGUUUAUACAAAGGUAAUAUGCUUUUAGCAUAUAUUAAUGCCCUCUUUAAAGCCAAACAUGAUUAAAAUGCACAACUGCAAAUUGAGCUAUUAUUGUCAUUGGAUAAUAUUAAAAAUUUUAAAAGUAUGUGGUAAAUGAUCACAUUUCAUAAAUUGUUUUUGACUUUCUGCAUUGUUGAAGGUUUUCUGAUGAAUCCUUACUACUCCAAUAAAACUGCACUGUAAGUACAUUUGUGUUGCUUUGUGUG